This is a messenger RNA of Triticum dicoccoides, 1378 nucleotides long. Its product is annotated as OVARIAN TUMOR DOMAIN-containing deubiquitinating enzyme 1-like. Gene Ontology annotation, biological process: protein K48-linked deubiquitination. Gene Ontology annotation, cellular component: nucleus. NCBI's taxonomy places the organism in Eukaryota, Viridiplantae, Streptophyta, Magnoliopsida, Poales, Poaceae. Bases 798 to 1298 code for a protein of 166 amino acids. Gene Ontology annotation, molecular function: ubiquitin binding; cysteine-type deubiquitinase activity. The record is from RefSeq and is a predicted model, not a curated record. The transcript has 6 exons.
GCUGCUCCCGUCAUGGUGAGCUUCUCUCCGGUCCUCUUGGCCUCGUGGUGGUGUUCGUAGUGAGGCGGCGUGGGUGGCGCCGCUGCUGCGUUGGCGCAUGGUGAUGGGCGACGGUUUGGCGGGUCGGUUCCGUCCGGUUGGGCGGUUGGGGGUUGGAAUGCGGGAGAAAUCCCUGCCGGCUUCGGCCCUGACACGGUGACACCUGCGGGUGCCACAAUUCCUUCCUGGAGGGUGUCGGUGGUAUCCACCCCCCACCAUCCUCCGCGUGCCUGGGGAAACCUGAGGACUCGUCCAGGCAGCAGCGUCGUCGGCGUCGCAUCCCUUCUUAGAGGUGCUGCUUGGUACGCGGUGGAUCGGAGCCUUGGUCUGUGGUAAUUUGUUUCCGGUGGGCGCCGCGGUGGCGGGUCAUUCGCGCUUUGCCAAGCUACCGUGGUUGGCAUUUGUUUCUUCUUCUUUUUCUUGGUGUGUUGUGCUGCUCGCCACAGCGUUAUCUGUACUCGGUGAUGGUUGCUUUGGAAUUCAAAGCGGGGGGAAACCCUUUUUCGGUAAAGAUAAGGCAAAAGUAAUAUGACUUGUGAGCUGUUAUAUUUCUACUUGAUUUGUGUCCUCACUUGUUUGUUAUAUAUUCUCAUCUAUUGUGUGCGAUUCUGCAGAAGCUUUCGGCUAAUUACUCUGAAUAUCGGAAAGUACCUGGAGACGGGAGUUGCUUUUACAGAUCGUUCAUAUACUCAUACCUGGAGCAGCUUGUGAAAGUAUCUCACGAGGAGGAGCUACGUUUACUUGGUGCACUUGAACCUAUGUGGGAGAAAUUCCAAAGGCUUCAUUUGCCUGGUUCAUAUUCAGAUCUUCAUGAUGCUUUUGCGGGCUUCAUACUGGAAUGUAUGGAACAAAAACAAAAACUGUCAGUAAGUGGCUAUCAGGAGUGGCUUUUCCAGGAGAGUCAAAAUGAGCAGAAGUUUGCGAACAUACUUCUGUAUCUUCGACUUGUGACAGCUAUUGAGAUAUGCACUGAGGUUGAACAGUUUAAGGCAUACAUAACCGACCUUGAUCAAGGAAAGCCCGAUGCAACAAAGUACUGCCUGGAGGAGGUUCUCCCAGUGGAGGAAGAUGCACAACAAGUGAAUCUCACUGCGCUCACCAAUGUCCUACAGGUGCCACUCCGAGUUGUUAACAUUGACGUUUCACCGAUUGAGGAGCCUAACAUCCACAUCAUCUACGAGUCACCAGAUUCCUCGGUUCCUACUGUGACACUGCUGUAUAGACCAGGGCAUUAUGAUAUCAUCUACGAGAAGUCAUAGCUGUAGAUUGUAGUAACAGAUAUCAUAUGACAUGUCGCGGGAGAGUUGCUGGCCGCGUUGCGAUAUACUCUAUACAUGUA